Messenger RNA from Trematosphaeria pertusa, 1110 nucleotides. Its product is annotated as NAD(P)-binding protein. The record is from RefSeq and is a predicted model, not a curated record. NCBI's taxonomy places the organism in Eukaryota, Fungi, Ascomycota, Dothideomycetes, Pleosporales, Trematosphaeriaceae. Gene Ontology annotation, cellular component: mitochondrion. Gene Ontology annotation, molecular function: oxidoreductase activity. The transcript has 3 exons. The coding region runs from base 1 to 1110 and encodes 369 amino acids.
AUGUCUUCCUCCCCACUCCCCUCGUCCAACACAUCCCUAACCUACACGCAACCCUCCACCCCACCACACCUAACCCACUCGCCCCUUGCAAACCCCUCUCCCAACGAACUCCUCAUCCGAGUCCACGCCGCAGCCAUAAACCCCGUCGACAUCCAGCUCUGGAACAACGUGCUCAUCGGGCUCCUCGCGGGCCGCAAAGAAAAAGGCAUAGGCAGAGACUACGUGGGGGAAUCGUUGCCGUCGGCAAAGUCUUGCAAGGGAAGUGGGAAGUUGGCGAGAAGGUAUUCGGGCUGGUUAGUCGGCCGGUAUGCCACUCUACGCAUGCUGGGAUGGGAACGCGAAGGGACCUUCGCCCAGUAUCUCUCCGUCAACGCCUCCACCGACCCCAUUGCACGGAAACCGGCAUGCUGGUCCUACGAAGAAGCCGCUGCUGUCCCGCUGGUUGUCCUAACACCAUUCGCCUGUCUGGACUGGCUACCCCCUGAGAACGAGCACAAUAAAAAGAGACGAGUCGUAGUAACGGGUGCGAGUGGAGGCGUGGGCAUGUGGUGCGUGCAGCUAGCCAAAAAGCUGUACAACUGCCAUGUUAUCGGCAUCUGCUCUGGGCGCAACGCAGAUUUUGUGCGCAGAAUGGGCGCAGACGAAAUCAUCGAUUACACUGCGCAGAAUGUUGCGCAGACAUUGCUGGACGGGCGGCCGGGAGGGAGAAAGUACGAUUUGUAUAUCGACUGCGUGGGCGGCGUGGAGAUGUUCAGGUACUGGCAUGAUCUCCUCCACAAAAACGGCGCCUACAUAACUAUCGUUGGCGACAAAACAAGCCGCACAGCCAUGGGUGGGCCUUUCACCUACCUUACCUACCCUUCACAGAUACUUCAUUUCCUCUACGGCUACCUGUUCGGUCCGCGGUACGCUAAUGUGAUCCUGUAUCAAAAAAGCGAACUACUAGAGAAGACGGUGGAACUAGCGGAGAAGGGCCGAGUGGAGGUCGUGGUGCAGGAGGUAGUGAACGGGAUUCUGAGCGAGGAAGAGUAUAAGGAAGCAUGGGAAAGGGUCCGCAGGUUAAUGGAAGAGGGAAGGGUUAGGGGGAAAGUCGUUGUGAGCAAUGGAUAG